AAAAAUUUAACACAUCAUCGAUUAAAAUUCAGGUAAAAAGUAAAAAUUAAAAAUCUGGAUGUGUUAGAAAACAAAACCCUAACACGUUCAAUUCUGAAAAAAAAAUAAAUCACAAUCCCUUUCUUUUCCUCUCUGAUCUGCAAACACAUUUCAAGAGAACGUUUUUGUUGUUGCGCCCAAUCGGUGUUGCAUUUUUCUUUUGCAGAGAGGAGGGGAAGUCUUUAUUUGUGAGAUUUUUCUUAGGAAGAUGAAAAACACGGAGAGGAUUGCAAAUUUGGCCGUAGCAGGUUUAACUUUAGCCCCGCUUAUUGUGAAAGUAGAUUCAAAUGUAAAUGUUAUCUUGACUGCUUGCCUCACCGUGUAUGUGGGAUGUUAUCGUUCUGUCAAACCAACACCACCUACUGAGACAAUGUCCAAUGAACAUGCAAUGCGUUUCCCCUUUGUUGGGAGUGCAAUGUUAUUAUCACUUUUCUUGCUCUUCAAGUUUCUAUCUAAGGAUUUGGUCAAUGCUGUGUUGACUGGUUACUUCUUUUUACUAGGGAUUGUCGCUCUAUCGGCAACAUUAUUAUCAUCUGUCAAACGUUUUUUGCCAAAGCAUUGGAAUGAGGACCCCAUAGUCUGGCGUUUUCCAUAUUUUCGUUCUUUGGAGAUUGAGUUUACAAAGUCGCAGAUCGUUGCUGCAAUCCCUGGAACCUUUUUUUGUGCGUGGUAUGCCUUGCGGAAGCAUUGGCUAGCAAAUAAUAUAUUGGGUCUUGCUUUCUGUAUACAGGGAAUUGAAAUGCUCUCUCUUGGGUCUUUCAAGACUGGUGCUAUUCUCUUGGCUGGACUCUUUGUUUAUGACAUUUUCUGGGUUUUCUUCACUCCAGUGAUGGUCAGCGUUGCAAAAUCAUUUGAUGCUCCAAUAAAGCUUUUGUUCCCCACCGCAGAUUCUGCAAGGCCAUUUUCAAUGCUUGGACUUGGUGACAUUGUUAUCCCUGGUAUCUUUGUAGCUUUGGCCUUGCGGUUUGAUGUUUCUAGAGGAAAACAGCCCCAGUAUUUCAAGAGUGCAUUUUUAGGAUACACUGUUGGCUUGGUCCUUACAAUCAUUGUGAUGAACUGGUUCCAAGCUGCUCAGCCUGCCCUUCUAUACAUUGUACCUUCUGUUAUUGGGUUUUUAGCUGCUCAUUGCAUAUGGAAUGGUGACGUCAAACAGUUAUUGGAGUUUGACGAGUCCAAGACUGCCAAAUCAUCUCAAGAGGAGGGUGAUGCCAAAUCUAGCAAAAAGGUUGAAUAAGUCGAAGCCAGUUCAAUACCAAUACUUUUGAGUCAUAGAAGAAACAUUUGGUUUUCUAGGAACCCCCAUUACCUGUAAUGCUAUGUUAUUCAGCGGCAACGUCUGUAAAGAUUUUGAUUAAGAAAACUAACUAGCCUUAUUUUCAGUGUAGGAUUUUGCUUUUACUUCUGAAGUUUGUUUUUAUGGCAAACUAUUUUGGCAUUUUAAAAAAAGAAAAAUUUCACUGCCGUGUAACAUGGUAUGUGGGACUAAUUUAAAUAAGUUUGCAGAGGAAGGCAUGCUUGUUUGGUUCA
Messenger RNA from Glycine soja, 1566 nucleotides. Its product is annotated as signal peptide peptidase-like. Gene Ontology annotation, biological process: membrane protein proteolysis. The coding region runs from base 248 to 1273 and encodes 341 amino acids. The record is from RefSeq and is a predicted model, not a curated record. Gene Ontology annotation, molecular function: aspartic endopeptidase activity, intramembrane cleaving. The transcript has 12 exons. NCBI's taxonomy places the organism in Eukaryota, Viridiplantae, Streptophyta, Magnoliopsida, Fabales, Fabaceae. Gene Ontology annotation, cellular component: lumenal side of endoplasmic reticulum membrane; cytoplasmic side of endoplasmic reticulum membrane; membrane.